Lotus japonicus is the source of this 1843-nucleotide messenger RNA. RefSeq names its product actin-related protein 8-like. The transcript has 12 exons. Gene Ontology annotation, molecular function: protein binding. NCBI's taxonomy places the organism in Eukaryota, Viridiplantae, Streptophyta, Magnoliopsida, Fabales, Fabaceae. Bases 155 to 1609 code for a protein of 484 amino acids. The record is from RefSeq and is a predicted model, not a curated record.
AGCGCGCACCAAACGUGGAAAAUUGAUGGCUGAUUAUAACGGCUCAUUAUCAUCAUGUGUUCAUUUUCAUGAUGCUCCAACUCAACUCACUUCUUGUCUUUGUUGAACCAGUUGUUGAAGUUCAACCAACAACAACAACCGACGAGUUCAUAGGAUGUCUUUUGUUCUGAGGAAACUGUGGGAAAUGAUGAUGCUGCCGGCAAACAACAACAACAACCCAUCAUCAUCAUGGACCACCGGAGGAGGAGUUUUGUCGCGUGCGGAUUUGGGUGUGUUGGAGAAGCUGCCAUGGGACGUGUUGAUGCAGAUUCUGAAGCUUCUGGAUCCCAAAGAGGCUGCGAAAGUGUGCGUGGUUUGCAAGGUUUUGAGAUCUUUGGUUUCUGAUGAUAAUCGCCUCUGGCUUCACUUCCUUCAGACCCAUCAGGCUGAUCCUUCUUGGGAUUCUGUCUUCUUUGCUGAGACCACUUUGGCUUCUGGCUACCCUCUUCCUUGUACUGAAGAUUUGCUCCUCAAUUACAGUUCCUUCAUUGGCCACAGGCCCCAGCUGUCAUUCAAGCAUAUAUAUGGCCAGAGAGCACAAGUUCCUGGUGCUAUUAUCAUCGAUGGUGGUUCUGGUUAUUGCAAAUUUGGCUGGAGCAAAUAUGCUUGUCCAUCAGGGCGAUCAGCCACAUUUUUGGAAUUUGGCAACAUUGAGUCACCUAUGUAUACUAGGCUUCGUCAUUUUUAUGCAACUAUUUAUAACAGGAUGCAGGUGAAACCGAAUAAACAACCAGUUAUUGUUUCGAUACCAAUAGUCCAUUAUGAUGAUACUGAAUCAGCCAAAGCAUCAAGACGACAACUUAAAGAAGCAAUUUAUACUUCCUUGUUUGACAUGAAUGUUCCUGCUGUUUGUGCUGUCAGCCAGGCAACUCUAGCUCUGUACGCUGCAAAACGAACUUCUGGAAUAGCUGUUAAUAUAGGCUUUCAAGUCAUAUCGGUAGUUCCAAUUUUAAAUGGUAAAGUAAUGCGCAAGGUGGGUGUGGAAGUUGUGGGGCUGGGAGCUCUUAAACUUACAGAAUUUCUUAAGGAGAAGAUGCAACUGAACAACCUGAAUUUUCAAUCAUUGUACACUGUUCGCAAAUUGAAAGAGAACCUAUGCUAUGUUGCUCUGGAUUAUGAAGCUGAGCUUUCAAAAGAUACAACAGCAUCAUUUGAAGCUAUAGGAGAUGGAUGGUUUACACUUUCAAAAGAGCGGUUUCAGACGGGAGAGAUCUUAUUCCAGCCUCAUCUCGCUGGAGUGCAAGCCAUGGGUUUGCACCAGGCCAUAGCUCUUUGUAUGGACCGUUGCCAUGCUGCAAACUUACCCGCUGACAGUGAUUGGUACAAGACUGUAGUUUUAUCAGGGGGGACAGCAUGUUUACCAGGCUUGGCAGAAAGGAUAGACAAGGAACUUAAUGCCUUACUUCCUCCAUACAUGUCCAAUGGAAUUAGAGUCGUACCUCCUCCUUACGGUGCCGAUACUCCAUGGUUUGGAGCGAAGAUUAUUGGCAAUUUGAGCACCUUUCCUGGUCCUUGGUGUGUGGAAAAAAAGCUGUUUCGCCAGAAGCCUAGACUCAACCUCAUAUGGUGAAUAUUUCAUCCAUAAUUUUAUUUUCUCAAUAAUGUAAAUUAUUCUGCACCCUCCUCCAAGGGGGCAGGAACUAUAGGAGUGAAUUUUUAUCAAUAGUUUUGUAUGUAUAAAAUAUGAUGAUUUGUUAGGUGAUAAGAAGGCUACAAUAAAAUACUGUCUGUAAGAAUAAUGUAAAAAAUAAAAAAAGGCAUUAUGUUUGGGUCAUUAUAUAAUAAAGUGUGAAGAAUUUGCUAA